AUGGUGGACGGUUUCAGCAUCGGGGACGCCCUGCGCUUCGAGGUGCACGUCAACGCCAAGGCGCAGCCGCAGGCGUCCACGGGAAGCGUCGCGCGGGUGGGCAUCUCCGCGGGGGGCAGCGGCGCGGCGCUCGCGGGGCGGCGGGUCGGCAUGGACGCCACGUCCUACGCGCCUGGGCGCGUCCUCUCCCUGCAGUUGGAGGACAGCGCCCCCGCCGGGGUGCCAAGCCUGCAGCCCGCUGGCACGGGGCCCUCGGCCCUGCAGGCGCUGAAGGGGCUCGUCGAGGAGGCGAAGAAGGAGCGGCUCAUGGCUUCCAUAGAGGCGAACCUGACCUCGAGCGGUCAGGGCGGCCACAGCCGCUUCAGCGGGGCGGAGCUGAGCGUGCCCGACGACGGGGACGACUGGUAG
Messenger RNA from Prorocentrum cordatum, 408 nucleotides. The record is from the annotation of a GenBank genome assembly. NCBI's taxonomy places the organism in Eukaryota, Dinophyceae, Prorocentrales, Prorocentraceae.